GGAGCGCUCGCGCUAGUGUCGUGAGUACUUCAAAACAAAAUCGUAUUCGGUAGAAAGUUUCUUCAAUUGUGAUUAAAAUGAUUGAAGAACACGACGAGCGCGAAACAAUAUGCGACUCAGUGGUAAAUAUUACGAUCUACUAAACACGAUAACAAUUCAUUGGUGGAAGGCUGUCGUUUACCAGUCAGAAUGCACGGGACGGAUGAUUGGCCUCUUGCUGAAAUCAUCAGUGUUAAAGACGUACAUGGUGUCAAGUGUUAUUAUGUUCACUAUGUAGAUUUCAAUAAACGAUUAGAUGAAUGGGUUACGGAAGAUUGUUUGGACACCCGGAAGGUCCAAUACCCUCGUCGAGAUGGAACCACACCAGGAACUGGUGCAGCAACCCCCAAAAAACAAGCACCCAGUAGACCUCCUAGUCCUAGCAGCCUUAGUAAUGAACCAGUUAAUGGUUCUGCAGUUUUACAAGCCGCAUUACAAAAAAAAAUGUCUAGAAAGAGAAAGGCAACAUUUAUAGAAAAUGAGGAUUCUCAGGAUGGCCCACCACAGACACCUGGUCCAAGGCCAACUGGAUCAUUGGUUGCGCAUCACCACGAUGAUAUAGUUACUAGAAUGAAAAAUGUAGAACUAAUAGAACUAGGUCGUCACAGAAUAAGACCCUGGUAUUUUAGCCCUUAUCCACAAGAAAUGGUAAACCUACCGUGUAUAUAUAUCUGUGAAUUCUGCCUGAAGUAUAGAAAAAGUCGAAAAUGUCUGGAGCGACAUUUAGCAAAAUGUAAUUUGAGACAUCCGCCUGGUAAUGAGAUAUAUAGAAAAGGCUCAAUAUCAUUUUUCGAGAUUGACGGCCGAAAGAACAAAAAUUAUGCACAAAAUCUUUGUCUACUAGCAAAAUUAUUUUUGGAUCAUAAAACGCUUUACUAUGAUACGGAUCCUUUCUUGUUUUAUGUAAUGACAGAUUUUGACAGUAGAGGAUUCCAUAUAGUUGGUUAUUUCUCAAAAGAGAAAGAAUCGACUGAGGAUCAUAACGUAGCUUGCAUUCUUACACUACCACCCUAUCAAAGAAGGGGCUAUGGAAAAUUACUGAUAGAAUUCUCAUACGAGCUAUCCAAAUUCGAAGGUAAAACAGGUUCACCUGAAAAACCUUUGUCAGAUUUGGGAUUGCUGUCUUAUAGAAGUUACUGGGCACACACUAUAUUGGAUAUUCUGUUGAAUAUAAAGCCAUUAGUAGAAAAUGAGAAGCCUCAGAUUACGAUAAGUGAAAUAUGUGAGCUGACCUCGAUUAAGAAAGAAGAUGUGAUAUCGACGCUUCAGAACUUGAAUCUCAUUAAUUACUACAAAGGACAAUAUAUUGUUACAUUGAAUAGGGAGAUUAUCGAGCAACACGCAGCUGCAAUGGAAAAGAGGCAAAUCAGGAUAGAUCCUAAGUGUCUUCAUUGGACACCAAAAGACUGGAGUGUUAGGGCAAAAUGGUGAAGUGACAUUCAAAAUCGACAAUAAUGUUGUGUUAAUUCAUCUCUAAGUGAUUUUCAGAAUCCCCUGAAAGCGUGACCAUUGUAUCAUUUAUUCAGUGUAGAUACAAAAACUGUAUAUAAUAUACCCGACCAUAAUGGUCUGUGUUUUUUAGUAAGACUGUCAAGCUUUGCACGUGACUGCAAUGAUUAAAAAUGACAAAAUGAAAACGAAAAAGAACACAGAAGUAAUAAUAAUUUUUACGUUUGCAUGCGUAUCACGGUUACGCAGUAUACCGAACAACCAUGUUUACCGAAUAUUUUACGUGAUAAGAAAAAAGUAUCUGUUAAAUAAUGUACUGGCUUACAUCUAGAGUCAGAAGCAAUGUUUUAAUAUGGUGACUAGGAUUUUUUAAAACAUUUGCAUACAUAUUUGCGAAUCAACGACUUGUACAGGGAUAUAAAUCGCUCUUGUAGAAUUGUAAAUAAAUCUGUUUUUAUAAUGUGCACCUCAUUCACUGCUAAAAUACGAAAGCGAUAUCUAGUUUUAAAACAAAAGAAUAUAUAUAUGUAAUUAUAGUAUUUCGAAGCUUCAAGUAAAGCGACGAAGCUCGCGUAUGUGACCAUAUUGAAACUCAGUGAAACUGAUUGGUACAAUGCAAAAGUUGUAUGCAUACGAAUAUUCGCACAAUUGUGCACACACCUGUAAAACAAGUAUUAAGCGAUAUUCAAAUUUGCGUGUGCUCGUAUUACGGACGGAUGGUAAUCGAUAAUCUGUCGUUAAGAAAACAAAUAAAUAAAUAAAUGAAAAAUAAUAGGAAAGGUGGGAGAAAAAUAGAGAUCCAUUUAAAGAAAUCGGAUUCAUUCAUAAUCACAUCGCAUUGAACAAAAACACACGAGUUUUCAUUCCUCAUUGUAUUAUAAACGGCUGUGUUUGAUCAAGUUGAAAACGCUCGAGCGUAAAUUAUCCGUCUGAAUCCGAUUCGAGAUUAUUCUACCAAAACGAAGAGUUACCUAUGAACUGCGAAAUAAAAAGUAUUUUUCUCUGAAAGUGUGUAUUUUUGAUAGCGUCGAUCGAUGCCAUUAGUUAGAGCAGGUGAAACGAAAGAAAAGUAGAAAAAGGAAGUAUGUUCCAAUUUUUUCACUUUACAAUCUCUUUCGUUUCCACCUUCUCAUCUUUCUAUAAUUAUUCCACAAUUAACACAGAUACACAGAAUCGCAAGAAGGUGUAAAUAAGAAAACACACACCAGGUACAAUUUUUAAAUACAGCAUCUUUUUUAUGUAUAUAUAUAUUUUUUUUAUAUUCAACAGUAACAUCACAGUAGCUUCAUAUACAAUAAACUUUUUUAUCAUAAUUUCAGUUGCCUUUGUAUUCGUAACACCACGCGACAACGUGACACACAGCGAGUCCCGAACAUUCGCCAAUUUACAAAAAUUUGCUAAUAGGUUUUUCGCGCAUUGUCAGCAAUAGGAUGGAAAAAAAAGGAGAGGGAUCUUGUGAACGUUAAUGUGCACGAUGUAUGUCUACGUAUUACAACACGCAUAUAACUAGGCGAACAGUACGAACUUAGGACCGCAAAUAUUAUUCGGAUCCUCGUGUGUGUAUGUGUGUGUGUGUGUGUACGCGCGCACGCGCGCUCGUGUGUGUAUGUAUUUUUCAUAUAUUCUCGAAAAGAUACAUGAUUGAUUUCCUUUUUUCUCUUCCACACGAGAAUACGAAGUAUAUCCGCAAAUAAACGCGAACACAGCGAUACGUCUGGAUACGACGAAUUGCGGGUAUGCAGAGGACAGGAAUCCGAAUGAUAUUGCUGACUCGCCCACGAAGCAGUAUUAUAAUAUUCGAGCCUAGCGAACAAACGAAAACCGUUCCCGGUGAUUGUUAGAAACGAAUAAAAUGACGAAUUUGCGUCGAAGCGAUCUGAGCCUCUUACGAUAUAUUAAAAUACCGACUCGACUUUCUAUAGAUAUAUUAUAUCUUAUCUGAACGAUAAACGCAUAAUACCGAUCAUAAACGCAUGACGAAACUCCUUUUUUUUUUUCAUUGUUUCUUCUUCACAUUCAUGAAACACACACAUAUAUAAUAAUAUAUAUAUAUAUAAUUACACGCAUACAUAAAA
Messenger RNA from Bombus huntii, 3563 nucleotides. RefSeq names its product histone acetyltransferase Tip60 (gene Tip60). The record is from RefSeq and is a predicted model, not a curated record. Gene Ontology annotation, biological process: regulation of DNA-templated transcription. NCBI's taxonomy places the organism in Eukaryota, Metazoa, Arthropoda, Insecta, Hymenoptera, Apidae. The coding region runs from base 190 to 1470 and encodes 426 amino acids. Gene Ontology annotation, molecular function: histone acetyltransferase activity. The transcript is spliced from 5 exons.